ACCAAAUUUGACUAGAAAAAAAAAAUGAAACCCAGAACGGAGAAGCGAUUCAGCGGAGAACCCAUAAAUUUGAAGAGGGAAAAUUCAAAACUUUACCAAGAAAAAGUUGAGAGCGGCAGUGGGCGAUCUCGAUCCUGUAGUGAAGGAUGUGACCGCAAUGUCUAAAAAUAACGAUAAAAUCGGUCGAAGGAAGGAAGAAAAGAAGCGACCUUUUCAUCAAUGCGUGAGGCAGAUGAGACAUUCUUCAAGAACUGGUCUACAGGUUCGAUUGCGGGAGCCUUCCGGAAGAUGUCUCUGUCUUCUGGCUGUGAUCUUGAAGAGGCCAUGUCCGACUGUGAACUCGUGCCCCCUGUCCGUGAUAGAGAUCGCACCAUUUCUUCGCGUCGCAAAUGAAGUAGAGCCGAUCAAGCGAAAUCUGUUGCAAACCAGGCCGUUUCUACGGCAUUUGAGAAAGCACGCAAGCUGUCUUUAGCAGCAAAAUACAAAAGAGAGAGUUCUCAGAAUGAGAAUGCCUGCUAUAAUUAAUUAUCAGCAAAUACCGAGCUGGUUCAGGAAUUUAGCCGAGCAUCGGACCGGUCACUAAACCGGAAAUCGGGGCGCCUAUUUGUGCGCACCAUCACCGAGGGUCCAAAGCCGGUCCCUCGCGCCCUCGUUCGCUUCUUCUUCCCUCUCUUAGACUCUACUGGGUUUCUUCCUCCAUUGCUGCUACUCCAUAAUUUCCCCCCAAACCCCUUGUUUUUCCCGUGCUUAAUCGCCAUUUUUAAGCAUCUCCGGAGCUUCGUCUCCACUUUCACGCUUCUGCAACGAGCGAGAGACAGCCGCUUUGAAAGAAGAUGAGUACGGUCGAUAAGAUGCUGAUCAAAGGAAUCCGGAGCUUCGACCCGGAGAACAAGAAUGUCAUCACUUUCUUCAGGCCUCUAACCCUUAUCGUCGGCGCCAAUGGAGCUGGGAAAACUACGAUUAUAGAGUGUUUGAAGGUUUCUUGCACCGGAGAGAUGCCCCCGAACGCAAGGUCCGGCCACAGCUUCAUUCAUGAUCCCAAGGUUUCGGGGGAAACAGAGACGAAAGCACAAAUUAAGCUGCGAUUUAAGACAGCUGCGGGGAAGGAUGUGGUAUGCAUAAGGUCAUUUCAGCUGACACAAAAGGCUUCAAAGAUGGAAUUCAAGGCAAUCGAAAGCGUGCUUCAAACUAUUAAUCCGCACACCGGGGAGAAAGUAUGUCUCAGCUACAGAUGCGCUGAUAUGGAUAGAGAGAUACCUGCUUUGAUGGGUGUAUCAAAAGCUAUCUUGGAAAAUGUUAUAUUUGUUCACCAAGAUGAGUCUAAUUGGCCACUCCAAGAUCCUUCUACAUUAAAAAAGAAGUUUGACGAUAUCUUCUCUGCCACCAGGUAUACUAAAGCUCUGGAGGUUAUUAAGAAACUUCACAAGGAUCAAACUCAGGAGAUAAAGACAUAUAAGUUGAAAUUGGAGAAUCUGCAGACCUUGAAAGAUGCGGCUUAUAAGCUCCGGGAGUGCAUUGCCCAAGAUCAAGAAAGGACGGAGUCUUCGAAAGUUCAGAUGGCGGAACUGGAGACCAGCAUUCAGAAAGUGGAUGCUGAAGUUCAUAAUAAGGAGAUGAUGUUGAAGGAUCUGAGAAAGCUACAGGAUCAAAUAUCAAGAAAAACUGCUGAAAGGAGCACCUUAUUUAAGGAGCAGCAGAAACAGUAUGCAGCCUUAGCUGAGGAAAAUGAAGAUACUGAUGAAGAAUUGAAAGAAUGGAAAACUAAGUUUGAAGAAAGAAUUGCUAUUUUGGAGACCAAAAUCCGCAAAUUGGAGAGAGAGAUGGAUGACACAGAAACUACAAUAUCUUCUCUUCAGAAUGCGAAAACCAACUGUAUGCUAGAGAUGAGCAAGCUUCAAACAGAGGCUGAAGCUCACAUGUCUCUGAAGAAUGAAAGAGAUGCUACUAUCCAGAAAAUCUUUUCGCGUCACAAUUUGGGGACUAUCCCUAGUUUCCCCUUCAGUACUGAGGUCAUUUUGAACCUCACAAAUCGAAUAAAAUCAAGGCUAAGUGAAAUUGAGGUGGAUUUACAGGACAAGAAGAAAUCAAAUGAAACAGCAGUCAGCACCACUUGGGAUCGCUAUAUGGAUGCAAAUGACCGUUGGAAAAGUGUUGAAGCUCAGAAACGAGCUAAAGAUGAAAUCAAGAGUGGCAUAUUGAAACGCAUAGAAGAGAAAGAAAUUGAGCGUGAGACAUUUGACCUUGAAAUAUCUAGUGUGGAUCUUACACAGAUUGAUGAAAGAGAAAAGAAUGUGCAACUUGAGCUUGAAAGAAAGACAAAGCAACAUUCUGAACAGGACUUUGAAUCCAAAAUAGAGCAGAAGCAGCAUGAAAUAUACAGCAUAGAGCAGAAAAUUAAGACUCUUAAUCGAGAAAGAGAUGUUAUGGCUGGUGAUGCUGAGGAUAGAGUGAAAUUGUCUUUGAAGAAGACGGAAGUGGAGAAUGUCAGGAAAAAACACAAAAAGAUAAUAGAUGACUGCAAAGAUAAAAUUAGAGGCAUGCUGAAGGGGAGACUGCCAGCUGAGAAGGAUUUAAAGAAGGAAAUUGUUCAAGCCUUGAGGUCAACUGAAAGGGAAUAUGAUGACCUGAGCUUGAAAUCCCGAGAAGCAGAAAAAGAGGUCAACAUGUUACAGAUGAAGAUACAAGAAGUAAACAAUAGUCUAUCCAAGCAUCAGAAAGAUAAAGAAUCGAGAAAGAGAUACAUUGAAUCCAAGCUUCAGGUUUUGAAUCAGGAAUCAUAUACCAUUGAUGCUUAUCCCAAAUUGUUGGAGUCUGCCAAGGAAAGAAGAGAUGUCCAGAAAAGCAAAUAUAACAUUGCAGAUGGAAUGCGACAGAUGUUUGAUCCUUUUGAGCGAGUGGCCCGUGCACAUCAUGUCUGUCCUUGCUGCGAGCGCCCUUUCUCUGCGGAAGAGGAAGAUAGCUUCGUUAAGAAGCAAAGGGUCAAGGCUUCAAGCUCUGCAGAGCAUGUCAAAGUAUUGGCCUCAGAGUCAUCAAAUGCUGACUCUGUUUUUCAGCAGUUGGACAAACUUCGCUCUGUAUUUGAAGAGUACUCUAAACUUACUAAUGAAACCAUCCCUCUUUGUGAAAGAAGCUUAAAAGAGCUCAGAGAAGAGCUAGAGCAGAAAUCUCAAGCCCUUGAUGAUGUCUUGGGUAUCUUAGCUCAAGUAAAAGCUGACAAGGAUUCAAUCGAAGCAUUGGUACAACCCCUUGAUAAUGCUGAAAGGCUUUUCCAAGAAAUUCAAACCUACCAAAAGCAAAUUGAAGAUUUGGAAUAUAAGCUGGAUUUCCGCGGUCUUGGGGUUAAAACUAUGGAAGAAAUCCAAUCAGAUUUAAGUAGCCUCCAAAGCACAAAGGAUAAAUUGCAUGAUGAGCUGGAGAAAUUGAGGGAUGAACAGAUUUAUAUGGAACGUGAUCUAUCAUGCCUUCAGGCCAGAUGGCAUGCACUGAGAGAGGAGAAGUCUAAGGUUGCUAAUUUGUUACGUGAUGUUACAAAGACAGAUGAAGAGUUAGAGCGUUUGGCGGAGGAUAAAAGUCAAAUUGAGCUCGAUAUGAAGCAUUUGAGCGAGGCUCUUGGCCCCUUAUCAAGGGAGAAAGAGAAGUUACUGAGUGACUACAAUGCCUUGAAAGUUAAGCUUAAUCAGGAGUAUGAAGAACUAGCUGAGAAAAAGAGAAACUACCAACAAGAAGUUGAGGCAUUACUCAAGGCCAAUUCUAAGAUUAAUGAGUAUAAUGAUCUGAAGAAAGGAGAGAGAUUGAACGGUAUUCAAGAAAAGCAGCGGGUCUCUGAAUCUCAGCUCCAGACAUGCCAAGCCAAAAAAGACGAAAUUUCAGCAGAACUGAACAAAAGUAAAGACUUGAUGCGAAAUCAAGAUCAUUUAAGAAGAAAUAUAGAGGAUAAUCUGAAUUACAGGAGAACUAAGGCUGAAGUUGAGGAGCUUACACGUGAGAUUGAGUCGCUGGAAGAGAGCAUACUGAAAAUUGGUGGGGUUUCUGCCGUCGAAGCUGAACUUGUAAAGUUAUCGCAGGAAAGAGAGAGACUUCUUUCAGAGUUGAACCGCGGACGUGGGACUGUGUCUGUUUACGAGAGCAAUAUUUCAAAGAACAGAGUGGAACUUAAACAGACGCAGUACAAGGACAUAGAUAAGCGGUACUUUGAUCAACUCAUCCAGCUAAAGACAACUGAAAUGGCAAACAAAGACUUGGAUAGAUACUACAAUGCCCUUGACAAAGCACUGAUGCGAUUCCAUACGAUGAAAAUGGAGGAAAUAAACAAGAUUAUAAGGGAACUGUGGCAACAGACGUACAGAGGUCAAGACAUAGAUUACAUAAGAAUACAUUCAGAUUCAGAGGGUGCAGGCACUCGUUCUUACAGCUACAAGGUUCUUAUGCAGACCGGUGACACGGAACUUGAGAUGAGAGGACGAUGCAGUGCUGGUCAAAAGGUUCUUGCUUCCCUGAUCAUACGAUUAGCUUUGGCCGAAACAUUUUGCCUCAACUGCGGAAUAUUGGCCCUUGAUGAGCCGACUACAAACUUGGAUGGCCCAAACUCCGAGUCUCUAGCAGCGGCCCUCCUCAGAAUUAUGGAUGAUAGAAAGGGACAGGAAAACUUCCAACUUAUAGUCAUUACACACGACGAGCGUUUCGCUCAACUCAUCGGACAGCGGCAGCACGCAGAAAAAUAUUACCGCAUCUCGAAAGACGAUCUGCAACACAGCAUAAUCGAGGCCCAAGAUAUAUUCAACUGAUGAUGAGCCGUUAGUGAAGUGGUAAGUUUCAGUUCCAAAGAUCCUGGAUAGAUUUGUUUUGUCUUAGGCUUUUGUUUAGUAUCGAUUGACUUUAGGGUUGUGGCCCGAAAUGUGAAGAAUUAACUGAACCCGAUGUGCAGAAUUUUGCUUAAACCAAAAAUAACCGAAUGAAACUCUAAAUGUUCAUUUGGUUAAGUUCAGAA
This is a messenger RNA of Tarenaya hassleriana, 4987 nucleotides long. RefSeq names its product DNA repair protein RAD50. The coding region runs from base 834 to 4784 and encodes 1316 amino acids. Gene Ontology annotation, biological process: telomere maintenance via telomerase; double-strand break repair; telomere maintenance via recombination. NCBI's taxonomy places the organism in Eukaryota, Viridiplantae, Streptophyta, Magnoliopsida, Brassicales, Cleomaceae. The transcript has 28 exons. The record is from RefSeq and is a predicted model, not a curated record. Gene Ontology annotation, molecular function: single-stranded telomeric DNA binding; double-stranded telomeric DNA binding; G-quadruplex DNA binding. Gene Ontology annotation, cellular component: Mre11 complex; condensed nuclear chromosome; nucleus.